AGUGACACCCACCCGUCCAUCCACCCACCCACUCAUUCAGCGAGGCCCCCUAUGCCGUGGAGUGUACCCACUAUCGAGGUUCUUUUGCUAGUUCCUGCACCCUGAAGGUGAAAGGACAGACCCAUCUCUGAUAUCCAGAGUACUUCAGUGCAGGUGCAGCCAUGUCGCUGUUCUCCACCAUGACGACCCGGGAAAGGAAACUUCAGGCGGAGGCGAUUUGCAGAGAGGUGCAAGCCCUGGAAGACGUGCAGAUGGAUCUGGGGAAAAAGGUGAGCGUGCCCAAGGAGAUCAUGCUGGAAGAACUGUCCCUCGCCUCCAAUCGAGGAUCCCGCCUCUUUAAGAUGCGCCAGAGACGGUCGGAAAAAUACACCUAUGAGAGCGUCCAGAAUGACAAAAACACACGCAUGAAUAAUGGGGUGGAUGCUCAAACUGAUAAUUCCACGGAAAACAACAAUCCUGAGGAACAGGAGAGCACAGUAGAAGCCACUGAAACGGUUCCACAUCCAGACAGUAUCGCUCCUGGGUACGGCAGUCCUUUAAAAGACAUCCCAGCAGAGAAGUUCAAUAGCACAGCCGUCCCAAAGUCAUACCACUCACCGUGGGAACAGGCCAUCAAUAGUGACCCGACCUUGGUUGAGACCCUGAUCAACUACUUGUCCGAGCCGGAAGCAGCGGCAGACCUGCCAAGCUACAAAAGUUUCAAUCGAGUGGCGACUCCCUUCGGUGGCUUCUCCAAAGCGCCCCGCCCUGCACCCAAAAAGACGCAAAAGGUGGAGCUCACCAUGCCCGAAUACCCCGAGCUCCAAGUGGACUCUGCGCCGUGUCGCCCUUCUUUUAACAGAUCCGCCCUGGGAUGGGCGUCCACAGACCCUCUGGUCACCCUCUCCGCCGACUUUUGCCAGCCACCUGAGUCGGAUGACCUCUGAACCUGUCAUGCUGAAGCUAACAUUGGCUUUGUUUAAAUAAAAAAUACAGUAGUGUAUAAUGUCAAUUAUUUUGGGGGGAGUUGCUCAAUAAAAUAAUGUCAAAUGCA
Messenger RNA from Nerophis ophidion (straightnose pipefish), 1033 nucleotides. Its product is annotated as myozenin-2-like. The transcript has 6 exons. Gene Ontology annotation, molecular function: FATZ binding; actin binding; telethonin binding. Gene Ontology annotation, cellular component: Z disc; actin cytoskeleton. The coding region runs from base 162 to 926 and encodes 254 amino acids. The record is from RefSeq and is a predicted model, not a curated record. NCBI's taxonomy places the organism in Eukaryota, Metazoa, Chordata, Actinopteri, Syngnathiformes, Syngnathidae.